Molecule: messenger RNA, 390 nt
Organism: Racocetra persica
Lineage: Eukaryota; Fungi; Glomeromycota; Glomeromycetes; Diversisporales; Gigasporaceae
Source: the annotation of a GenBank genome assembly
AUGAUUGGAAAGAUUUGCGGACUUAAUGACUUGGCAAGCGUUCCAGUAGUAGGAGAAAAGAUGGCAACGGCUCGGCCUAUUGCUACGUUGGCUUGGUAUUGUUGUUAUGGUUUAGAAAAUGUAAAACUUGCGGAGAUGAUAAAGAAAUUGGGUCAAUAUUUAAAACAGAAUGCCAUCGCUGUAAUAAAAAGAAUGGCAAAAAAGGCAAGAAUAUUUUUUAAAAUGGGUAGCACAAAUAAUAUAAAAGAAACGAAUAUCGGGCAUGCUCUAAUUGCGGUUGAGUUUGAUACUUCCAAUGAUGUAAAGUUAGAAGAUAAUAAGGUUAAACAGGUCAAAGUUUUUAAAGAUAAGGUUGGGACUUAUGGCGGUGUUUCGCAAGAAGAAAUCUGA